AAACCGGUAACCGUCGUCGUCUCCGUCAUAUGCUUUUCAUUCUGUUCUGCAGCUGCUUGGAUAACUCGAAGGUUUAGGGUUCUCUCCAGAGAUGGCUUCUUCAGAAACGGAGAGAAGCACCAGAGGUUCUCAAAAUCCAGACUGGGAAACCGACUUUAACCGCUUCGAACAGGCGAUUUCGUCUUCUUCGGCUCCGAUUCGUGUAAGAUACGUCAUGAAGCUAUCAGAAUCAGCGAAUCGAAUCCCGGAGAGUAUUCUCUCCCGCGCCAUCCCAAUCCUCGCCCGUCUCCUCGGCGUCUCCGGUGAUCCCAGCCGUUCAGUCCAAUCCGCCGCCGCGCAUUGCUUGAAACGCAUCGCAUGUAUCGGCGGCGAAGAGAGCGGGUUCGCGGUGAAGAUGGGGAGGUGCGGCGUGAUCGCUUGCUUGCUAGGUCUCCUAUUCGAAGCGAAUGGUAACGAUAUCGCGUUACGAAGGAUUUGGGUGAAGUGUUUGUGGAGUUUAGUUACUUUCGGAUCUUCGAUUCGAAUCGGAUUAGCCAGGUUAGGUGGUUUAGGAUUGUUGUGGGCUCUUUCGGGUUAUAGGCAUUCUGUAUCUGUUAUUAGAGACUCUGGUGCGAUUCCUUUGCUGGUCGAGAUUUUGAAAGAUGGGUCUGUUGAGUUCAGGGAGAGGGUUUGUGGAGCUAUUUCUCAGCUCAGUUACAACGAAGACGACCGUGAGGCUUUUUCUGAUUCCGGUAUGAUACCGAUUCUGAUUGAUUGGUUGGGAGAUGAGUCGGAAGAGCUUAGGGAUAAUGCAGCCGAGGCACUUGUUAAUUUCUCCGAAGACCAACAGUAUUAUGGUAGAUUGCGUGUGGCUAUGGGGCAUCCUGUGUUUCGGAAUAUGCAGAGUAAACUUGCUAGAAUCCGAGCUUCUCAUGAGCUGAUGGUGAUUAGGUCAAUGACAAGGGUUACAAUUGAACCUCUUGCUCGGGAUCAAGAUCUUCUUUGAUCUUGAUGGGAAAAUCCAGCUCUCCAACUUCUCUGAUGUAUGUUUAUAUAAUCUUGACUCAAGUGCUGUUUGAUUUGUGCAAUUUUUUUUUGAGACGUUUGUAUGUAUACAUGUACCAAAAGAUAUGGACUUUGAAUAGAUGUGGAUUUUAUGUCA
Brassica oleracea var. oleracea is the source of this 1141-nucleotide messenger RNA. Its product is annotated as armadillo repeat-containing protein 4-like. The record is from RefSeq and is a predicted model, not a curated record. Gene Ontology annotation, molecular function: protein binding. NCBI's taxonomy places the organism in Eukaryota, Viridiplantae, Streptophyta, Magnoliopsida, Brassicales, Brassicaceae.